GGUUAGAGAGAGAUGCUCUCAAAUUCUAGUGAGAGAAAGUUUCACUUGAAUGCCUUGACUUGAUUUCUUUAGAUUUUCCUUGUGCUUUGGUUUGAUUUUUACUUCUACUUAGUGAAAAUCGAAUUAUAGUUUGUUCAUUUCUGUUUGAUUUGCUCGAUUUUGAGCUCUUGGAGAGUCAUUUGUACUCAGUGUUUUCGGUCAGUUUUGUGACUGGUUCUUCACUCACCACCUUACAGCUUCAAUUUAUUCAAAGUUCUGUGGCAAUUUCCGAUUUCUUGGCCAUCUUUGUCUCAAGGUAUUGUUCACGUUCAAGUUUUUGGAUUUUGUUGCGGUGCUGGUUUUCUGGUUCCAGCUCUGGUUCUUCAGGCGAUUUGAGGUCAGACUCGGGGUUCAUUGGUUCCUACCUUUUGGACGUUCCUGGUUUUCUCCCUGGGUGCUUCUGAUUGCUUUCUGGUUUUCUUCCUUUGCUGGUUUUUGGUUGUUCUUCUGGCCAGCUUGGCUGUUGGCAGCUGGUUUCUCUUUCUUUGGUUUUCUCUUGGUCUCCUGACCCAGUUCUGUGGGCUUUUCCCUUUGGGCCUCUGUCCCUCUCUUGUGGGCUCUCGGCCAUUUGGGCCUCUUACUUUCAGAUCUUUAAUGGGUAAGAAAAAAAGAGUUCCAUCUUCUUCUUAUUCUGGGCCGGCCCCCCCUUUACCUCUGGCAGUCAGGCAGGAUGUUCUUGCAGGAGGUAUUGACACCUCCUUGAAGUCCAACUUAAUGGAGAAUAAUAAGGUAAUCUUGCCUUCACCUAGUGUAUCAUUGACAUUAGGGGCAAACGAUACGGAAUCAGAAAACUCUGAUUUUGAAUCAAAUAUGGUGGUUUCGAAGGAAAAUAAAACUGUAAAUGGUGCUGGAAUUGGGGAUGGGAAAGACAAUAAAGCCCCUUGGGUUAACCUUUUUAAAGACAAUCGGAAAAUGGAAGAUAAUAUUAAAUUGAAGCCUUUCCAUAACCAAUCGGAUGAAGUCGUUUUGGGUGACUUGGAUGAAGAUAACAUCGAGAAUUCUUGGGGAUAUGGCCUCGUUGGAUAUUUUGCCGGUAGGUUUCCGGGGAAAGUUGCAUUACUCCAUAUGUGUGAUUCAUGGAAGGUGAAUUACAAAUAUUUUGUUCACUCGAGUGGGUGGCUUGUCUUUAAAUUUGAAACGGAUGUGGAUAGGCUUAGUGUCUUGCAUGGAGGCCCUCAUUUGGUGUAUGGUAGACCAUUAAUUCUAAAGGUUAUGCCUCGGUACUUUGAUUUUAAUGAUAAAGAUGUGAGCACGAUGCCGGUUUGGAUCAACUUGCCGGGAUUACCUUUGGAAUUUUGGAACACGAAUGCAUUGGGAAAAAUUGUCUCCAAAGUAGGUAAACCCAUUUCGACCGAUAAGGUCACGGCAAGUAGAGGUAGACUAUCCUACGCAAGAGCACUAGUUGAAGUCGACGCAUCUAUUGAACUUGUGAGGGUGGUGAAGAUUAGGCUCCCAAAUGGAUCUUUGAGGGAGCAAGAUAUUCUUUUUGAACAUGAACCUAAAUUUUGUGGUUCUUGCAAAGUCUUUGGGCAUUCCUCUCUUGGUUGCAAGUAUAACAAAAAUACCGCAGGUGGUGAGACUUCAAAAUCCAGUGAGCUGGCUGGAAAAGGGCAGAAUACUCAGGCUGGGAAUUGUUCAAAUUUCCAGCAACCACCGGCUGAGACAGGUUCAGAAUCCUGUGAAAAAUCAGCUGAAAAUGUUGAUGGACAGAAUAGGGAACUCAACCGACUACAAGGGCAGCCUACUCUACAGCCAAAUAAUGAUGGUGUGGACGGGCAGGAAACACAAGCUGAAGUACAGGCAGAUGGCCCUUUUAUUGAGGUUGUCAACAGGAAAAAUGAAGCUGGUCGUCGGAAAAAUUCGACACAUGUUCACCGGCCCCAAGUGUCUACAAUUCAAGGCUGUCAUAUGAGAAAUUUGAAGGCAGAUUCUUCAUCUACCAUGACAGGGUCUUUCUCCAAAAAUGUAACCAAUGAAAAAUUAAAAGAUAUAGCCGACGAGGUCAGGAGAGCGAGGAAAUUAUCUGAAAAGAAGAAGGGUAUUUCCCUUGCUUCAUCAUCAUGAAGAUUGGCUCGUGGAAUAUUAGGGGCUUUAACCCGCCCCUCAAACAAAAUGGGGUUAAAGAAUUCAUGCGACGACAUGAGAUUGAUGUUAUGGGCAUCUUGGAAACAAAAUUGAAUGAUUUUAAGUUAUCCCGUAUUAUGAGGAAUAAAUUUGGUGGUCUAUCCUCUGCUAACAACUUUCGCCAUCAUAAAGCGGGUCGUAUUUUGGUUUUGUGGAAUUCCUUGAAGGCUGAAUUGGAAGUCUUGGACACUACGGCACAAGUUAUCCAUUGCUCAAUUACUUGCAAGGUAACUUCACGCACCUUCCUUGUUAGUUUUGUUUAUGCAUUCCAUACUAUUGUGAACCGCAGGCCUCUUUGGGAUAAUAUUGAGGAAUUUGGUCUCAAUUGCACCUUGCCAUGGUUGGCUUUAGGGGAUUUUAACAAUGUGCUCAAUUUUGAUGAGAAAAGUAAUGGGGCGGAUGUCACUCCGUAUGAGAUUAAAGAUUUUGAAAUGUGUUGCCAAAAUGUUGGACUUACGGAUAUGCGGUCAAUUGGUUGUUUCUACAUUGGGAACAAUAAUUCUGUUUGGAGCAAAAUUGAUAGAGCCAUGGUAAAUGGAAAUUGGAUGCUUGAGAGUUAUGACAGUUUUGCAAACUUCCUUCCAUCGGGUUGCCUCUCCGAGCACUCACCUUGCAUUGUGUCAAUUUUUGGGGAAGUUGAAAGGAAGAAAAGGCCAUUUAAAUUUUUUAACAUGUGGACAUGCCAUGAGGACUUUCAUGAUGUGGUAUCAAAUGGUUGGAAUCAAGUUUCUUUUGGUUCUAAACAAUUCUCACUUUGUAAGAAAUUACAGAGUCUUAAAGGGGUGCUAAAAAAACUCAACGACAAGCACUUUGCUCACAUUUCCUCUAGGGCUGAUUAUGCUACUAAAAAGUUGGAACUGGCACAAGUUGAAUUACAUAAUGAUCAGAUAAAUCUUCAACUAAAGUCUGAGGUUGCUAGAUUGAGGAAGGAAGCUACUAUGCUAUGUGAAGCGGAAAGGAAUUUUUAUUACCAACAAGCAAAGUGUGUUCAUUUGAAGAAUAGUGAUAAAUGCACCAAGUAUUUCCACUCUUUGGUCAAGAGAAAUGCCAAGAGGAACUUCAUUCCGGCAGUUAUCAAGAGGGAUGGUAAUUACUCUACUUCCCAAGAAGAGGUGGCGACGGAAUUCACUCACUUUUAUAGUCAAUUAUUGGGACAAAGCGGGUGUGGACAGCAUUUUAAUGAUGAAAUUCUAAGUAACGGUCCUAAAUUGUUGGGG
This is a messenger RNA of Olea europaea var. sylvestris, 3380 nucleotides long. RefSeq lists its product as uncharacterized. The coding region runs from base 634 to 2103 and encodes 489 amino acids. The record is from RefSeq and is a predicted model, not a curated record. The transcript is spliced from 2 exons. Lineage: Eukaryota; Viridiplantae; Streptophyta; Magnoliopsida; Lamiales; Oleaceae.